AUGCAGGCGGAUUUGUGCAUGACCACGGGCCUGCCCAUCCAGAACACGACCAAAACGCAGAACUUUGCCGUGCCGUUUUAUCGCGUGUACAGCAAAAGCUACUGCACCAGUGCAGUCGUACAAGGUUUCAACAUGGUGGUCGUAACCAAGAGCAUUUCCGUGCCUAGCUCGACGCACUACCUCGGCCUGAUGUUCCGACGUAGCAUCUACAGCACCAUCGGCGCAGUGCUCAAGUACGUGACCAUCUUGAUUGGCAUGGCGGGUUUCCUCGCCAGUCGAAAGACUGUCCAGUGGCACGACCGCAGCCCAGACAAAGUUGAAUCCGUGACCGAGAAGCUCAUGGACAUGGUCGUGCCCAAGUACUUUUCGCACCAGAGCUUCGCCAUGACGUUUGACUUGUUUUGCUAUAACAGCGACCUGCUUGUGUUGCUCUUUGUCGUGAGCAACUUGCUGGACAUGAACCAGGCGAUUCAAUACAUCCGAGAAGUGAACGCGUACAACGCAUUGAGUCCGCAGUGGGAUAUGACGGUCAAGUUGUUUGCACUGAGCACGCGCCUCUUGUGGCUCAACGUUGGGUUGGUCAAACUGGCCAAAAUGACCGUGCACUUCGUCUCGUCGGCUACGUACUCUGGGCACAGUCGCGUGAUGAGUUGGCUCAACUUUAGCAGCGUCACGACGCUGUAUUUGAGUGCGAUUUUGCUCUAUUUCGUGCCCGACUACAUUGAGUACAACAACAUCUGUCGAUGGGAUAUUGCCAACAGUUUGGAAAGUAUCAACGGAAGCGUGAUUGACAGUUUCAAGAGCUUCUACUUUCGCGGCGCACCGGCCAUUGGUAUUGGCCUCGCCCUCAACGUCGCAGGGGUGUUAGCAGUCGACCACUUGGUUUUGAUCAAGUUCUGGCGCAAUUUGGCCAAAAACAGCCUUCGGGCGCCAAGUCAUUUUCAACACCACGUGCAUCACGUAGCUGUGCUCGAGUGUAAAGCGCGGCGCCUGAGCACCCUGCAGUGGUAUUUCAUGAGCCAGACGAUGUGCUUUGGCUUACCGGAGAAAGAACUGAGCAAACAGAAGCAAAGUGGCAACCCGACGUUGGAUAUCGUGACCACCAAGGGAGAUGAGUCGUCCAUUCAUCUCAGGGAACAAGGCAAAGGAGAUAUCUUCCACGUGAUCAACCAGAGCGACAGCGGCCACGUCCACCUCCUCGACGACCAACUCGUGGAUGUCAAGAGCCUCGCGUUCAACAUCAAAAUCUUGCGCAAUACCGCACUGUACAUUUGUUAG
Molecule: messenger RNA, 1278 nt
Organism: Aphanomyces astaci
Lineage: Eukaryota; Oomycota; Saprolegniomycetes; Saprolegniales; Verrucalvaceae
Exons: 3
Coding region: 1-1278 (425 amino acids)
Source: RefSeq, a predicted model, not a curated record